Lutra lutra (Eurasian river otter) is the source of this 2636-nucleotide messenger RNA. RefSeq names its product pleckstrin homology domain containing A8 (gene PLEKHA8). Gene Ontology annotation, molecular function: ceramide 1-phosphate binding; ceramide 1-phosphate transfer activity. NCBI's taxonomy places the organism in Eukaryota, Metazoa, Chordata, Mammalia, Carnivora, Mustelidae. The coding region runs from base 205 to 1764 and encodes 519 amino acids. The record is from RefSeq and is a predicted model, not a curated record. The transcript is spliced from 15 exons. Gene Ontology annotation, cellular component: cytoplasm; membrane; cytosol. Gene Ontology annotation, biological process: ceramide transport; intermembrane lipid transfer.
AGUGACCCCGCCCCCGGGCCGAGGAUGUGAGACUGGCCGGUCGUCCCCGCACCGGGCCCGGGCGCCGGGAGUCGGCGGCUCGGCAGCGCUGGGCGAUGGCCCUGCUGCCGGUGCUCCUCGCCUCCUGGGGCUUGGGGCAGUGAGGUGCCGGCGGGAGAGGGGAAACGGCCCUGGCGCGGCAGGGACCAAGGGGCCUCGGGCGCCAUGGAGGGGGUGCUGUACAAGUGGACCAACUAUCUGAGCGGUUGGCAGCCUCGGUGGUUCCUUCUCUGUGGGGGGAUAUUAUCCUACUAUGAUUCUCCUGAAGAUGCCUGGAAAGGUUGCAAAGGGAGCAUCCAAAUGGCGGUCUGUGAAAUUCAAGUUCAUUCUGUAGAUAAUACACGCAUGGACCUGAUAAUCCCUGGGGAGCAGUAUUUCUACCUGAAGGCCAGAAGUGUGGCUGAGAGACAGCGGUGGCUGGUAGCCCUGGGGUCAGCCAAGGCUUGCCUGACUGACAGCAGGACCCAGAAGGAAAAAGAGUUUGCUGAAAACACUGAAAACUUGAAAACCAAAAUGUCGGAACUAAGACUGUACUGUGACCUCCUUGUUCAGCAAGUGGAUAAAACAAAAGAAGUGACCACAACUGGUGUGUCCAAUUCUGAGGAAGGAAUCGAUGUGGGAACUCUGCUGAAAUCAACCUGCAAUACUUUUCUGAAGACUUUGGAAGAAUGCAUGCAGAUAGCAAACGCAGCCUUCACCUCUGAGCUCCUCUAUCGCACUCCCCCAGGUUCACCACAGCUGGCCGUGCUCAAGUCCAACAAGAUGAAACAUCCUAUUAUACCGAUUCAUAAUUCAUUGGAAAGGCAAAUGGAGUUGAACAGUUGUGAAAAUGGAUCUUUACAUAUGGAAAUAAAUGCUGAUGAAGAAAUCCUAAUGAAAAAUAAAAGCUCCUUAUUUUUAAAACCUGCAGAGAUAGAUUGCAGCAUAUCAAGUGAAGAAAAUACAGAUGAUAAUAUAACAGUCCAAGGUGAGAUCAUGAAGGAAGAAGGAGAGGACAGUCUGGCGAAUCAUGAUAGCAGCUUAGCACAGCCUGCGUCAAACUCCUCCAGUAGCUCUCCGGAAUCCCACUGGGAAGAAGGCCAAGAAAUCAUCCCAACUUUUUUUAGUACCAUGAAUACCAGCUUUAGUGACAUUGAACUUCUGGAAGACAGUGGCAUUCCCACAGAAGCAUUCUUGGAGUCAUGUUAUGCUGUGGUUCCAGUAUUAGACAAACUUGGCCCUACGGUGUUUGCUCCUGUUAAAAUGGAUCUUGUUGGAAAUAUUAAGAAAGUAAAUCAGAAGUACAUAACCAACAAGGAAGAGUUCACCACCCUCCAGAAGAUAGUGCUGCAUGAAGUGGAGGCUGACGUAGCCCAGGUUAGGAACUCAGCUACAGAAGCCCUCUUGUGGCUGAAGAGAGGUCUCAAAUUUUUAAAGGGAUUUUUGACAGAAGUGAAAAACGGAGAAAAGGAUAUCCAGACAGCCUUGAAUAACGCCUAUGGUAAAACAUUACGGCAACACCACGGCUGGGUGGUUCGAGGGGUUUUUGCGUUAGCUCUGAGGGCAGCUCCGUCCUAUGAAGACUUUGUCGCCGCAUUAACCAUAAAGGAAGGCGACCACCAGAAAGCAGCCUUCAGUGUUGGGAUGCAGAGGGACCUCAGCCUCUACCUCCCCGCCAUGGAAAAGCAGCUGGCGAUCCUGGACACUUUAUACGAGGUCCACGGACUGGAGUCUGACGAGUUCUAAUGGGCCUCCCAAACCCAAGCUGAAAAUGAGCAAAUUCUGUAUCAAGGACUAUAACACAUAGCCAGUGCUUCAGUCAACUUAGACUAAAAACUGGGGGGGAAGCUAAGUCACUUUGUGGAAGCUAUUGAAAUGUGGAGUCUGGUAUUCCUAGACAUUCAGAGAAUCCUCUUCUUCAUGGCUCUGUCAGCAAGAAGAGCCUGUGUCGUCCAGGUGUUUGGGGCACUGGUGUGGGCCUGUCCAUGUGGGAGGAGGAAGACACAAGGAGUGCCAUCCCUAUUUAUGUGAGGGGAGACUGCAGUUCCUAUACCCAACCCCACGCUGGAGGACAGCAUGGCAGUGACGCUGCUUGUCACCCGAGAUGACCCCUAUUCAGUGCUUUGCCAGCAUGCUUUCCCAGGCAUCAUCUGAAUUGGACGUUCCAGUGAAACUGACAUCCAAGCUUAUUGUCCAUUUCAGAAGUAAGGUUGGGAAGUUGAGGAAUUUGCUCACAGUCACACAGCUUCUAGUGAGGGAUGCAGGUUAUUCCAGAGUGUGAUCUGGACCACCUCUGCAUCAAAAUCACAUGGAGUGCUUCUUCAAAAAGCAAAUUCCCCAUCGUAUGUUUAUAAAAAAAUUUAAAAAAAAAAAAAAAAAAAAAAAAAAAAAGCAAAUUCCCAGGCUUUACCCUCACCUGAAGGACCAGAAUAGCGGGGGUGGGACUUAGGAAUCUGCAUUUGAAUAAAAUUUAGAGGUGAUUCUUUUGCACCCAGGGUUGAAGAACCACAAGAUUAAAUUCUAGUUUAAAUUUUAGUUCACAGGACUCCCCAUCUUCCACAUGAACUAAAUGAUAGGUCCCCUUUUCCCCCAAAAAUAGAAAUUGUAUUUCCAUUGAA